AUGGAGUCAAUCUUUACUCUCUUGCAAUUAAUAAUAACUAUCAUUAGUUCUUCCAGUGCCCAAGAGACUACUUGCAGCCUUCAUGGCGAGCCUGCGUACCCACAUCUAUGGAAGGAUGGUGAUAUCAACAUCGGAGGAAUUUUCCCCUUUCAUAAAAAAUGGGAAAUCACAGACUCAUCCUAUUCAGUCAUGCCAUCAAUGAAUUGCAUAAGUCUGGAACUUAGAGCCUUCCAGUAUUCCCAGUCCUUAAUAUUUGCAGUAGAGGAGAUUAACAACAGUUCAUCUUUAUUGCCUGGAGUCUCACUGGGUUAUAAGAUCUUUGACUCCUGCACUUCUCCAGCAGUGGGAGUGAAAUCAGCAAUGGCACUUGUAAAUGGAAAUGAAAAAUUAGUCUCAGACCAGAUUUGUACGAAGCCAGCCCAGGUCCAAGCAAUAAUAGGAGAGACUUAUUCAUCUGUGUCUAUGGCUAUUUCUAAGAGCAUUGGACCUUUCAGUGUGCCCUUAAUCAGUUACUUGUCUACCUGUGAGUGUCUCAGUGAUAAAAGGACAUAUCCUUCAUUUCUGCGCACGAUCCCCAGCGAUUAUUACCAGACCUUAGCACUUGCAGAAUUGGUCAAGAAUUUUGGCUGGACCUGGGUGGGAGCCAUAAGAAGAGAUGAUGACUAUGGUAACAAUGGGAUGGCUGCAUUUACUAAAUUUGCAGAGCAACUGGGCAUAUGUUUAGAAUAUUCCCUUCCAUUUUUUAGAACCUACUCACAAGAAAAAGUGUUGAGAAUGGUUGAACAAAUUAGGAGCUCCACUUCUCGAGUGAUAGUGGGAUUUUUUACUCUCUGGGACCUGGAGAUUUUACUUAAUAUAUUUUAUGAACAUAACCUUACUGGAUACCAGUGGGUGGGAACUGAGGGAUGGAUCACUGAUCCGCUAGGAGCCACAAUGGAUAAGUACAAUAUAUUGCAAGGUGCCAUAGGGCUUGCUAUUCCCAACACAACAGUAACAGGCUUGAAGGACUUCAUUCUAAAUAUACGACCACUGAAAGAUGUUGGCAGAGCCAUUUACACAAAAUUUUGGGAGGCUCUCUUUACUUGUACAUAUGCAGUGCAAAACAAUUCAUCUAACAUACCAGUAUGCACAGGACAAGAGAAAGUGUCCGAGGUGACAAACACAUUUACUGAUAUGUCAUUGAUGCCGGUUUUCUGUAAUGUGUAUAAAGGAGUGUAUGCAAUUGCCCAUACACUACAUGACCUUCUUGGCUGCAAACAGACAUGUUCUACAAAGAAACAGCCUGAUCCUGCCACAUUUUUAGAACACCUUAAAAAGGUGCGUUUCAAGACCAAGGAAGGUGAAGAAAUUUAUUUUGAUAGAAAUGGUGAUCCUACAGCCAAAUAUGAAAUAAUAAAUUGGCAAAAGAAUAAAAGAAAUCAUUAUGAAUUUAUCAAAGUUGGACUUUAUGACCCUUCUCUUCCCACUCAGGAUCGCUUAGCAGUAAACAUGACCUCAAUUGUCUGGGCACAAAAUGCAAAUCAAAUUCCAAAAUCUGUAUGCAGUGAGAGGUGCCCCCCUGGCACAAGAAAAGCUGUCCAGAAAGGAAAGCCUAUCUGCUGUUUUGACUGCAUAGUAUGUGCUGAUGGAGAGAUCAGUAAUAUGUCAGACUCAAUAAAAUGUGAGCAAUGCCAGGAAGACUACUGGUCAAAUUCAGACAAAGUUAAGUGUGUAAAAAAGGAAACUGAAUAUUUAUCUUAUGAAGAAACUAUGGGGAUUUUGUUAACAGCAGUGUCUAUUGCUGGUGCAUUUUUGACCCUGGUAAUAGCAAUCAUAUUUUAUAGAUAUAAAAACACCCCAAUAGUCAAAGCAAACAACUCUGAACUGAGCUUUCUGUUGCUCUUUUCUCUAACUCUGUGUUUUCUCUGUUCACUUACAUUUAUCGGACGACCCUCUGAGUGGUCCUGUAUGCUGCGCCACACAAUGUUUGGGAUCACCUUUGUUCUCUGUAUCUCUUGUGUUCUGGGAAAAACAAUUGUGGUGUUAAUGGCCUUCAAAGCUACACUUCCUGGGAGCAAUGUCAUGAAAUGGUUUGGCCCUCCACAACAGAGACUUAGUGUACUUGUCUUCACUCUUAUACAAGUGUUUAUUUGUGUGCUUUGGUUGACAAUCUCCCCUCCUUUUCCCUUUAAAAAUCUUAUGUACUAUAAGGAAAAGAUCAUACUUGAAUGCAGUUUGGGUUCAGUCAUAGGUUUUUGGGCUGUGCUUGGUUACAUAGGAUUUUUAGCACUGUUAAGUUUUGUUUUAGCUUUUCUGGCUAGAAAGCUUCCAGAUAAUUUUAAUGAAGCUAAAUUUAUCACAUUCAGCAUGGUAAUGUUCUGUGCAGUUUGGAUUACUUUUAUUCCAGCUUAUGUCAGCUCACCAGGAAAAUUUACUUUAGCUGUGGAGAUAUUUGCUAUUUUAGCAUCAAGCUUUGGUUUGUUAUUGUGUAUCUUUCUUCCAAAGUGUUAUAUAAUCAUCCUAAAGCCACAGAUGAACACCAAAAAGCAAAUCAUGGGGAAGGCGCCAGGUCAAUAA
Clarias gariepinus (North African catfish) is the source of this 2556-nucleotide messenger RNA. RefSeq names its product extracellular calcium-sensing receptor-like. Lineage: Eukaryota; Metazoa; Chordata; Actinopteri; Siluriformes; Clariidae. The transcript has 6 exons. Gene Ontology annotation, cellular component: membrane. Gene Ontology annotation, molecular function: G protein-coupled receptor activity. The coding region runs from base 1 to 2556 and encodes 851 amino acids. Gene Ontology annotation, biological process: G protein-coupled receptor signaling pathway. The record is from RefSeq and is a predicted model, not a curated record.